This is a messenger RNA of Solanum dulcamara, 2606 nucleotides long. RefSeq lists its product as uncharacterized. Gene Ontology annotation, molecular function: translation initiation factor activity; mRNA binding. Bases 262 to 2175 code for a protein of 637 amino acids. The record is from RefSeq and is a predicted model, not a curated record. NCBI's taxonomy places the organism in Eukaryota, Viridiplantae, Streptophyta, Magnoliopsida, Solanales, Solanaceae. The transcript is spliced from 6 exons.
ACAAAAGGGGAAAAGAAAGUAAACUAAUCUAGAGGGGUAAAGAUUAAACAACACUUGGAGCAGCGGCUAGGCUAGAUUUGGUCCCGUGACCCUCUUUACAAGCAAAACUCGAAUCCACAUUCCUCCUCUCUCUUUCUCUGUCUGAGAUAUCCCUUCUGCUCACUCAGAGAGAAAAAAAACUGAUCUUUCUUGACAGAGAAAGAAGAGAUUUGUGAUUCAUAUAUAGGUAGAUAUACGUAUAGCGCUAAAAGGUGAGAAGGAAUGGCAAAGAAGAAAGCAACCAUGACUCUCAAAGACUUCCAUGGUGGUUCUAUUCCUUCAGAUCUUCCAUUACCUUCUGCCCCUGGCGUAAUGGUUAGGCCAUUAGAUCGUGGUGGUUUUGAUCGCCAAACAUCAUGGGGAAACCCCAUGGGAAGACCAGAGCAUCGUUUACGUCCGGGAUCAGCUGGUGCAACCAGAAACUUUGAUGAGAAGACUCCUUUCUUAAGUCAUAAUGCACCAAUAGGCCGUAAUUUUGAUGAGGAUGAAAGGAAGCCAUUGGAUGGAUCAUCUGGACCUCGUCGAACUGUUAGUGAUGAGAGUAUUCGUGCAUUGCCAAGUCGUGUGGAGCCUAAGGCAGAAUACUCUGUCACUGGGAUGGUAGGUAACGGGCAAGUAUCAGCUCCUCUAUCUCAAAAUCAUAGAGGCGCAGCAAGUGGUUCACAUGGGGCUUGGUUCAAUGAAUCGGCUAGUACUAAAAGUUCUGUUGGUGGUAGUGGCAGGAGCGCGAGUUCACUGAAUGUGUCUGCAAGUAGUGCUCAAGUUGUUGCUGGGUCAUACCCAAAUGCAUGGGGCCUAAGGAAGGAGGUGGCAAGUGCAAAGGAAUCAGUUUCAGCUCCAUGGUCUGCUCCUGAUGCUGAGUCGAAGUUGGCCCAUGCCAGUGCCCUUGAGAAGGUCACAUCUGGCAGGUGGCAUUCAAAGCAGCAGAUUCAUUCUCAAAUGGAUGUUGAGGUCGUUAAACAUCAAGACACGGAGAAAGAAUUCUAUUACCAUGGAAGUACUAGAGUCAACGAUAAUGUCUACAACAUGCCAGAUGUCGUGGGAGGACCCAAAUAUAGUGAUCAGGUGCUAGCGGUUCAUGCUGAAAGAAGUCUUGCUCUUACAGACGGGGUUCACGGGCUUAACAAGGAACUGCCAGCACGGGAGAGGGCCAGGUCCCCUUUAUUUAUGGAGGCAAAUGAGAGAAAAACUUCUGCUAAUGUAAAUGGGUUUCAACGGCCCCAUAAUGUUGUUGGCUCUAGUGGAUAUGAGAUGCAGUCACCAGCAUCUUCUGAACCAUCCGAGUGGCCCAAAUUAAAGUUGCUACCAAGAUCCAAACCAUUGGAGAAUCUGGACCAGUCCAUAGAUUAUAAGCAGGUCAACCAGCAUCCUAGUAAUCCUGUUCGUGUUGAGAAAUCGGCUGAUGCAUAUCCCAGCGUUGAUCCCAUCAAGACUGGGUUUGUUGAACCUGAAAGAAGCAAUCAAGUAAUUGAACGCCCAAAAUUGAACUUGAAGCCUCGGUCACAGCUUCUUGAACAAUCGGAAGGAAACACUGAAAAUAAAAGGAAACCAUUAUUUGGUGGUGCUCGUCCACGUGAAAUGGUUCUGCAGAAUCGCGGGAUUGAUGAUGUUAUUCAUAAUCAUGACCUUCAGCAACCUCAUCCAAGGGGCAAACAACAUGCUGGCAAAGCAGAGACGGUGAUGCAUGCGACCAGGCAUAACGAGAAAACAGAGAGUAUUCCCAUUGACCAUAGGAUGGCGAAGAAUGCAGAUAGGCGAGAUCACAGGAUAGAUGUCGAGAAAGGAGAUGGACAGAGGAGGAAUUGGAGAAGCGAGAACUGGAGGAACAACAAGGAGACUGAAAGGCACCACCACCACCAUCAGCCGCAGCAACAUGCACAGGAGAGGCCACCCUCACCAGAAACGUGGCGCAAGCCUGUUGAACCACCAAGACCUGCUUCUGCUGAUGCUCCUGGUGUGAGAUAUGGAAAAGCAACCUCUGCAGUCGAGCUGGCUGCAGCCUUCUCAAAACCGGUCUCUGAUCCAGCAGCAACCGCGGAUCGUUUUUCUGGUCAGAAAAGUCUUCCUAAUCGAGGUCAAGUCCCUUUUUCUCGAUUGACAGGCCCUCAGCAGAGGCCUCAGAUUAACGGGUACUAAGCUCCAGGAGAUGAGCUAAUGAAAAAUGUCUUAUCAUUGCUAAUUGCUUAGUAGGCUGCAACAGAGUUUUGUUUGCAGCAGGAACACCAAGAUGGGGUAGUAAUUGUUAUCCUUGCUAUAGGCUAGCAACAAAAUCUAAUGAUCUUGCUGCUGAAACUCUAGAACUUGAUUCUUCACCUUUUAGACCUAACACCUUCAACCUUGAGAAAUGCGGUCCUUUUUUUUCCUUUUCUUUUACAUCUUUUUAGUUUGAUAAUAAUCAUCGGGGAUGAUGGAUGUUCCCUUUAUAGAUGAUUUAUUGCUCAGAAAGAAUUUCUGAUUUGAAGCCUGAUGUCUUAAACAAAUUAUGUAUACUUUUGGAGGUGUUUUACAUUUCAUGGUGAAUGCUGUCUGUUAUCCGAUUGAUGGUAUAGUUUAGUUUAGAAAGAGAA